Messenger RNA from Acipenser ruthenus (sterlet), 7387 nucleotides. Its product is annotated as ras GTPase-activating-like protein IQGAP1. Gene Ontology annotation, cellular component: cytoplasm; nucleus. Bases 253 to 5214 code for a protein of 1653 amino acids. Gene Ontology annotation, biological process: regulation of actin cytoskeleton organization; regulation of GTPase activity. The record is from RefSeq and is a predicted model, not a curated record. The transcript has 38 exons. Lineage: Eukaryota; Metazoa; Chordata; Actinopteri; Acipenseriformes; Acipenseridae. Gene Ontology annotation, molecular function: calmodulin binding; actin filament binding; GTPase activator activity.
UCGCUACUACCAGAGAGGAUUUGUUUUAGGAAGGUACACACCCAGUGACAUCAGUUUUGAAGAAAAAAAGAAAAAAGUCUCAUACAGACGCUGUUGUGCAGGAUCACAGGGGGCCAGGGGCGCCUUCCUAACCAUUGCUUUUUUUUUAUUUAUUUCAAACAACUUUUUUUGGUUAAAAAGAAAAUAAUAAUUAUAAUAAAUAAAGUAUUCAUUUACAGGACAGUAAGGGAUCUAGCCGGAUCUUAAGCAGACAUGUCAGCUUCGGACGAGACAGAUGCACUGCGGCCGAGAUAUGGGUCUGUUCUGGACAGCGUGGAGCGCCUCACUGCAGAGGAGAUGGACGAGCGCCGGCAGCAGAACAUGGCGUACGAGUACCUGUGCCACCUGGAGGAGGCCAAGCGGUGGAUGGAGGCCUGCCUGGAUGAGGAGUUGCCCCCCACCACAGAGCUGGAAGAGGGGCUGCGAAACGGAGUCUACUUGGCCAAGUUGGGCAACUUCUUCUCUCCGCGCGUCGUGUCCCUUAAGAAGAUCUAUGACCGCGAGCAGACCCGAUACAAGGCCACAGGACUCCAUUUCAGACACACAGACAACGUGAUCCAGUGGUUGAACGCCAUGAACGAGAUCGGCCUGCCAAAGAUUUUCUAUCCAGAGACGACAGAUAUCUACGACAGAAAGAACAUGCCUCGCAGCAUCUACUGCAUCCACGCGCUCAGUUUGUACCUGUUCAAGCUGGGAUUGGCCCCUCAGAUCCAGGACCUGUAUGGGAAGGUGGAUUUCACAGAGGAGGAGAUCAACAACAUGAAGAGUGAAUUAGAGAAGUACGGAAUCCAGAUGCCCGCCUUCAGCAAGAUUGGCGGCAUCCUGGCCAAUGAGCUUUCAGUGGACGAAGCGGCAUUGCAUGCCGCGGUGAUUGCGAUUAACGAUGCCAUCGAUCACGGGGAACCGGGGGGCACCAUGGCAGCCAUGCGCAACCCCAACGCCAUGCUGGUGAACCUGGACGAGGGCUCCAGCCAGCGCUACCAGCACACCCUGCAGCAAGCCAAGCAGGACAAGGUGGCCAACGCCAGGAAACGGAUAACGGGAGAGAAUUCCCAAGAGGAGCGAGACGUCUAUGAGGAGUUGCUGACCCAGGCUGAGAUCCAGGGCAAUGUCAACAAAGUGAACUUGCUGAACUCUCUGGAGAUGGUGGACCGUGCCCUGCGUGGAGGUGACGAGGCUGCUCUCUAUGAUGCUCUGCGCUCGCAGGCUCUGGGGCUCCGCAGGCUGCAGCCAGACAACAAGGACUGGUACCUGAAGCAGCUGAGCACCGACCGCGAGGCCAAGGAGCAGAAUUUCCCAGGGGAGUUGCUGCAGAAGGAGGAGCUGCAGAACGGGGUGGAUAUCGCCACUGACAACGCCGACCGCUACCAGAAAAUGUUGCUGGCGGUGGAUCGGAUCAACACUGCGAUCCGCGGGGGGGUUGCGGAGGAGACAGUGUCAGAGCUGAUGAACCCUGAGGCUCAGCUCCCCCAGGUCUACCCCUCCGCUUCAGACCUGUACCAGCGAGAGCUUUCCACCCUGCAGCAGCAGAGCCCGGAGGGCUCCCUGACGCACCCCGAGCUGCUGGUUGCUGUGGAGAUGCUGUCCUCGGUGGCACUGAUUAACCGGGCGCUGGACACUGGGGACAGGCAGGCAGUGUGGAAGCAGCUGGAGAGCUCAGUGACUGGGCUGAGCAACGUGGAGGACGAGAACGCACAGAGGUACAUCGAUGAUCUGACCCGGUUGAAGGCAGCGGCACGGGCCGAGGGGAAUCCCUUCCUCACCUGGAAUGACAUCCAGGCCUGUGUGGACCAGGUGAACGGCACUGUGCAGGAGGAGCAUGAGAGGAUCAUUGCCAUUGGACUCAUUAACGAGGCUCUGGAUCAUGGCAAUGCUCAGACCACUCUGGCAGCACUGCAGCACCCAGCCGCCAAGCUGUCCGAGGUGCACCCUCCGGUGGCACAGCACUACCACGACACGUUGGUGCGGGCGCGCAGGGAGAAGGCACAGGACACACAGGACGACUCUGCGGUGCUCUGGCUGGAUGAGAUCCAGGACGGUGUGUGCAGUUCUAACAAGGAGACGGAGGACUCACAGCAGUUCUCUCUGGGGAUCCUGGGGAUCAAUGAGGCGGUGGAACGCGGUGACACGGCUCAGACCCUCACUGCCCUGCGCUCCCCCGACGUGGGGCUGUACGGAGUGACCCCCGAGUGUGACCAGGCGUACCAGGCAGACCUCGCCGUGCUCAAGAAGAGCAAGCAGGACGAGGGUGACAAUGGCAGUGACUGGGUGAAGCACUGGGUGAAGGGAGGGUAUGAUUACUACUUCAACAUCCGGACCAGGGAGGGGAGCUGGGAGGAGCCGGCCAACUUCAUCGAGAACAACACGCAGCUGGGCCGGGAGGACAUCCAGGCUACCAUCUCUGGAGUGACGUCUGCCUACAACCGGGAGCAGCUCUGGCUGGCCAAUGAGAACCUGAUCACUGAGCUGCAGGCGCGCUGCCGAGGAUACCUGGUGAGGAACGGGCAGACAGAACGCCUCAACUACCUGAAGAGACAGGGCCCGGCCAUCACCAGCAUCCAGUCUCAUUGGAGAGGCUACAAGCAGAGGAAGAAUUACCUGAACAGGAAGCAAUACCUGAAAGACCACACCGAGGAAGUCACCAAGAUCCAGUCCAAGGUGAGGAUGCACCAGGCCAGGAAGAGAUACCAGGACCGGCUCAAGUACUUCCGUGACCACAUUGAUGAUAUAGUAAAAAUCCAGGCGUUUAUCCGGGCCAACAAGGCCAGAGAUGAUUACAAGACACUGAUAAACGCUGCGGAUCCCCCCAUGGCGGUGGUGCGAAAGUUCGUCCACCUGCUUGACCAGAGUGACCAGGACUUCCAGGAGGAGCUGGAGCUGAUGCGCCUGCGCGAGGAGGUCGUGACCCAGAUCCGCUCCAAUCAGCAGCUAGAGAACGACCUCAACCUCAUGGACAUCAAGAUCGGCCUGCUGGUCAAGAACAAGAUCACCCUGCAGGAGGUGGUGUCUCACAGUAAGAAGCUGACCAAGAAGAACAAGGGGCAGCUCUCCGACAUGAUGAUGAUGAACAAGCAAGGCGGGCUGAAGGCGCUGAGCAAGGCAAAACGAGAGAAACUUGAGGCCUACCAAUUCCUCUUCUACCUGCUACAGACAAACCCCACCUACCUGGCCAAGCUGAUCUUCCAGAUGCCCCAGAACAAGUCCACCAAGUUCAUGGACUCUGUGAUCUUCACGCUGUACAACUACGCCUCCAACCAGCGCGAGGAGUACCUGCUGCUGAAGCUCUUCAAGACCGCACUGCAGGAGGAGAUCAAGUCGAAGGUGGACCAGAUCCAGGAGAUUGUGACGGGGAACCCCACCGUUAUCAAAAUGGUGGUGAGCUUUAACCGCGGGGCCCGGGGCCAGAAUGCACUGAGGCAGAUCCUGGCGCCCGUCGUCAAGGAGACCAUGGAUGACAAGGCACUGAGCAUCAAGACCGAUCCCGUGGACAUUUACAAGAGCUGGGUCAACCAGAUGGAGUCUCAGACUGGCGAGGCAAGUAAGCUUCCCUACGACGUGACCCCAGAGCAGGCGCUGAGUCACGAGGAGGUACGGACCCGUCUCGACGCCUCCAUCAAGCACAUGCGCACCGUGACGGACAAGUUCCUGUCAGCCAUCACUGUCUCUGUGGACAAGAUCCCGUACGGGAUGCGCUUCAUUGCCAAGGUGCUGAAGGACACGCUGCAUGAGAAGUUCCCUGAUGCCACCGAGGACGAGCUCUUAAAGAUUAUUGGUAACCUGCUGUAUUACCGCUACAUGAACCCGGCCAUUGUAGCGCCUGACGCCUUUGACAUCAUCGACAUGUCUGCGGGAGGUCAGCUGACCACUGACCAGCGGCGCAACCUGGGCUCCAUUGCCAAGAUGCUGCAGCACGCUGCCUCCAACAAGAUGUUCAUCGGAGACAACUCGCACCUAGCAAAUAUCAACGAGUACCUCAGCAACUCCUACCAGAAAUUCAGACGGUUCCUGCUGGCUGCCUGUGACGUCCCCCUUCUGGAGGACAAGUUCAACGUGGACGAGUACUCGGACCUGGUCACCCUCACCAAGCCCGUCAUCUACAUCACUAUUGCAGAGAUCAUCAACACCCACACGCUCCUGCUGAAUCACCAGGAUGCCAUCGCCUCCGAUCACAACGACCCCAUUCACGAGCUCCUGGAGGACCUUGGCGAGGUCCCCACCAUAGAGUCUAUGGUUGGGGAAGGCACGCUGUCCCCCGGGGACCCCAAUUGGGACAUGCUGACCAAGACGGAGGUGUCUCUCACAUUGACCAACAAGUUUGACGUGCCGGGCAGCGAGAAUGAAGAGAUGGACGCCAGGACACUCAUGCUCAACGCCAAGCGGCUGAUUGUAGAUGUGAUCCGUUUCCAACCCGGAGAGACCCUGACAGAGAUCCUGGAGACCCCUGCCAGCAGUGAGCAGGAAGCAGAGUACCAGCGAGCCAUGCAGCGGCGAGCAAUCCGGGACGCCAAGACGCCAGAGAAGAUGAAGCAGAAGAAGACCGCGAAGGACGACAGCCUGACGCUGCAGGGCAAGAAGGACAAGAUCCAUGCCAACCUGCAGCGCCUGGGGGAGAUGGGCAAGGUGAACCCUGAGAACCGCUACCAGGACCUCAUCAACGACAUCGCCAAGGAUAUCCGCAACCAGAGGCGGUACAGGCAGCGCAGGAAGGCGGAGCUUGUGAAGCUGCAGCAGACGAACGGCGCGCUCAACUCCAAGUCCAGCUUCUACGCAGUGCAGAUCGACUAUUACAACCAGUACAUCAAGACCUGCAUGGACAACCUGGCCAGCAAGGGCAAGGUGUCUAAGAAGCCGGGCCAGGUGAAGAAGAGCAAGCAGGUGUCUCAGAAAUACACAGCGGCACGGCUCCAUGAGAAGGGGGUGCUAAUGGAGAUCGAGGACCUGCAGACCAACCAGUUUAAGAAUGUAAUCUUUGAGAUCUCACCAGCGGAGGAGGUCGGUGACUUUGAGGUGAAGGCCAAGUUCAUGGGAGUGCAGAUUGAGACUUUGAUGCUGCAUUACCAGGACCUGCUGCAGCUGCAGUAUGAGGGCGUGGCUGUGAUGAAGCUCUUCGACCGAGCGACCGUCAACGUCAACCUGCUCAUCUUCCUCCUCAACAAGAAGUUCUACGGGAAGUGAGCGAGCUCAGAGAUCACAGACACUUUACAAAGCGCCAUGUUGGUACCCCAGACGCCACGUCCACACAGACCACAGCACCGUGCCACGUGGCCACGCCCCCGGGGAGUUUCCUCUCCAAUCAGAACUCUCGCUUUGCCUUGUAUUUGCUUUUCCUAGAUAUUUGCGAGUUCUCCAGUUUGUUCCCCCAUGGCCUGUCUGAGUAGCACAGACCUGUCUCAAAAUCCACAUCACUUUCUUUAGUAGAAAGCUUUUUUUAUUUCAUCAUCCUAUAAGAAAGUUUGCUUAUGUUAGACUAUGAUAAAAUUGCCAUUUAGGGAUGGUCAUUUAGGGCAGUUUUGAAGCAAUAUGGGAAGCGGCAAAGCACACAGUGUUGGGUAUUGCCAAUACAGUAUACCAGGACCACUGCUGACUUGAUUUUACAAUCUCAAAAACCAUUUCUGAGGCUUUUCUUUGGUUAGUUGUUCCUGCCCCAGCUGUUCAACGAGAGAGCAGGUGUGUGUAGGCCCUCAUGGAGGGUAUCACUCCACUUUCCCCCAAUACUGUAUAUUAGUUUAUCAACCCAAUCGUUCCACCACAGAAUGGUUAAAAAAAAACUCUAUGUAAAGGAAGAAAAAAACUGUUAAUCAUUUGUUUGUCUGUGCUUGAAAUUUGCUUUUGUUUGCCAGAGACAUUUAUUUUGUUUUUUAAAUACAGUAUACCCUUACUGAAAUGUCUCAUUCUAUGCAAUUUUAUAUCUUGUUUGAGAGAGAGAAAAAAAAAACACUUUUCUUUUCUUAGAUACCUUUUAUGAUAUAUAUAUAUAUAUGGCUAAAGCACGAAAACAUUAUUUUGAGGAGCUAUAUAUCAUGUAAAAGAGACAAUCACAUUUGAAACAAUAUAUGGUUCAUUUAUUUAAUAUGUGCAUGUAUGUAUUGGUGGUGUACAUUUGACUUCCCCUUAAAAUACUGCAAUUGAGUACAAAUAUAAUAUAAAGUUGACAGUGUUGCUUCGGUAAACUUUCUGUUAGCUGCAUACAAUAUCCACACAUGUUUACAGGUGAAACUGAAAAUCAUGUUUUACUUGCUUCCAUUGCAGUUGCUUUAGAGAGAUACCCAGGAUUAGGGAUCCAAUACUGGGAAGAUCGGUGCCUUUUUAGUAUUUUUGAAAUAGUAAUAAUAAAAUAAUAAUUAUCAUUAAAAAGUAUAACGAUGUGUUUUGUAUAAACAGUGUGUGCUUAAGGGGCAAUUUGGUAUGAGUAUAUACUAUCAGAUUUAUUUUAACUGAAAUAUUUGUGUUCUUUAUAUUGCCUUUAUGAACUGUUAAACUGCCCCCUGCAACACUGCCCCUAGUGCUUUAUGUGGUAUUACUCAUAGUGCAAAUGUAGGAAUUGCUUACACCCACAGCAGUGUGUUUCAGGGGGAAGUUUUAAUGGUUACACUCUAUGUACCAGAAGGGCUUGGAGUCCAGACAUGAUUCUGAGAGGCACAAUCAGGGGUGCACCAGGAAGUGAUGACUCAAACAGAAAACAAUACGAUAAAGAGCAAAGGAUAAAAUAGGUAAGAUAUGUCUGAUAUCUCCUACCAUCACCAAGCUGGUCUUCAAGGAAGCAGUCUAAAGGGGAAAGGUGUUUGAGUGGAGCCUGUUUUAGUCAUUAUGUACCCGGGUGUAUUCUCGUCUGGGGUGAUCUUCUUGUUACAUUAUAAUAUUCCGCACUGAUAUUAUUACAUAACUGUUCUACUGCAUAUCCCCCCCACCCAUGCUGCACAGGAAGUGAGGCGCAAGAAACAGAAAGAGACAGAUUUAACUUCUAUUGUGCAAGCAGGACAAAUGGGAUUCAGUGAAUGUACAGUCUGGGAAACUAAAAGAUCUUUUGAAAACCUGGGAAGGGACUUGCUGCAUGUUGAUUUGUGUAAUGGUGGUGUCUAUCCAGGCUGUCAGGAACAGUGCUAGUCACUCAUUGUAGUAUCGAGAACGAGACCUUGCACAUUACCCUUGUCAAAAGCGAAAUGAAACCGGGCCUGGUGUUGCUCUCUCAUUGAGUUGUACUUACAUUCGGAAGUGUUACGUAAUCAGCAUUGUUUUUUUUUUCUUUUCUUCCUGUGGCAUUUUGUUUAAAUAUUAUUAUGUGUAGUGCCUUGAAAUACAAAAAGUAAGUUCUGUAUUUAACAGCUCAAAAUAAAUUGCUGAGAAUUGA